AUGUUCGCAAGUCCUGGACAGCAGGGACCAUCGCUAGAAACGGUCAUCGCAUUCUUGCAACGAAAGGUGAAGCAGAAUUUAUUGACGUGUUCAAACGGUCUUUAUAAGGUCGUCAAAGAACAACCUGCUCAAUGA
Messenger RNA from Anisakis simplex (herring worm), 135 nucleotides. Lineage: Eukaryota; Metazoa; Nematoda; Chromadorea; Rhabditida; Anisakidae. The record is from the annotation of a GenBank genome assembly.